Molecule: messenger RNA, 831 nt
Organism: Micromonas pusilla CCMP1545
Lineage: Eukaryota; Viridiplantae; Chlorophyta; Mamiellophyceae; Mamiellales; Mamiellaceae
Exons: 3
Molecular function (GO): ATP binding; ATP hydrolysis activity
Source: RefSeq, a predicted model, not a curated record
AUGUGGGAGGGCGACGCGCGUCGGCUCGGCACCUCCGAGGAGGAUCGAAUCGCGACCGCGAAGAAGAACAUCGCGGCCAUCGCGGCGUCGAAGCUCUGGGUCGACGCGCACGCCCCGAAGCUCUUCACGGAGUUGCUCUCCCCGGAGCAGACGAACCGCGAAGUUCUCCAUUGGCUCAAGGCGUGGGACGGGAUCGUGUUCAAACGCGCGCCGCCAAAGCCGUACAAGAAGGAGUACAAGAAGAAGGACGCGGGCGCGUUUAACACGCACGUGCCGUUGGACGAGGAGGGGCGACCGGUGCACAAGAUUUUACUCCUCAGCGGCGCGCCCGGGGUUGGAAAGACGACGCUCGCGCACGUCGCGGCGAAGCACGCGGGGUACCGGGUCGUGGAGAUCAACGCCAGCGACGAUCGAAACGCGGAGACGCUCAAGAGGCGAGUGACGGACGCGUGUCAGAUGCGGUCGGUCGUCGGCGGCGGCGCGGGCGCGAACAAGCCGAACUGCGUCGUGAUCGACGAGAUCGACGGCGCGCUCGGCGGCGCGGAGGGUAAAGGCGCGAUCCACGCGCUGCUGCAGAUUAACGCGGACGAGGACGCGCGGGAGGAGGCGGGCAAACGCGACAAGUCUUCCUCCGGCUCCGGCGGCUCGAAGAAGAAGAAAGGCCCCGGGCCGCUGAACCGCCCGAUCAUCGCCAUCUGCAACGACCUGUACGCUCCCGCGCUGCGUCCGCUGAGAGAGAUCGCGAAGGUGUUCCGCGUCGGCGCGGCGAACAAGUCCGCCAUCGCGUCGCGCCUCCGUCGCGUGUGCCUCGAGAAGGGCGUGCGCGCCGAC